Owenia fusiformis is the source of this 3768-nucleotide messenger RNA. The record is from the annotation of a GenBank genome assembly. NCBI's taxonomy places the organism in Eukaryota, Metazoa, Annelida, Polychaeta, Sabellida, Oweniidae.
GUACGUUAUCUCCAAGAUGCCACAUUUCAUCGUUUUGCAUUGAUGUUAUACAGUAGAUUGAAUCGUAAAUACUCGACAGGAAUCUAAUAAUAAUUAUGAAGACGAAACAUUAUAUAGAUGAUAGGCGAGCCUUUGUGUAAAAGAAUCACUUAUGGAGCAGCAAUUGUUAACUGAGUCAGGGUAACCACCAGAUUAUAAAACUGAAAAUAAUUAACAAUAAAUACAAGGUAUUGACGGCACUGGCAUUGCACAAUGAUGAAUAGUCUUCCUGUUCAAUUAUGAUUAACUCACGGUGGAUUUACACUUGGGUAGUCUAUAUAUGAAGCUUAGAGAGGUGACCUAGUGAUGAUAGCAACGGACUAUUACAACAUUUUCAAAUAAAGAUGCUGCGGUAGAAGUCGAACAUCAACCACAACAUGCCAGUACUUAACUCAAUAGAUUUUCCGUUAGAUUUUCCUUCAGAAGAUGAUGGAAACAGAGAAAAGGGCCAGAAACGUCAGUCCGGUGUCUCCCUUCGUCUUUUUAAAAAGACUAGUGAUUUUAUUAUGAAUGGCGGUCAUCGUAAAGCUCUUGCAACAAAGGUUCAAAUUUGCGUAGUUUUCAUGAAAAUUGGGGAAAUUGACACACUUCGUGAACAAUUCUCAGCCGAUGUCCUAAUAAAGGCAAAAUGGAGGGAGCCAGCACUAGACAAGGGGAAGAUUGAUGAGGCGAACAUUCCAAACCUCGACGAUUAUUGGAAUCCUAAGUUAUUUAUCGAGAAUACACUUGGUGAACCGAGGGAGACUGUGUUCCAUAUGGUAGUGCAUAAUACAAAAGGAGAGGCAAUGGUGCAUGAAAAGAGAAGAGCGAAGGGAUUAUUUAUCGAGAACUUAGAGUUAAAUGACUUUCCAUUUGACGUUCAGGACUUGACCAUAACUGUAGCAUCUGAAAAACCAUUGUCUGAGGUUGAGCUCAUUGAAGACACAGACGACGUCCAUCGGGUCCACAAACAGUCAUUCGCAGAUGAACAGGAAUGGAUGCUUUACAAACACAUCGAAUGUGAAACAAUAGAAAUUGCGCACGAGCACGCUGAUCCCAAUCUACGAAGAUCAGCACUAGCCGUCAAAUGUCGGGCGGCAAGACGAUCUGUUUAUUUCUUAUGGAAUAUAUUCCUUGUUACCUUUCUCAUAUGCUGCCUUUGUUUGGCAACAUUCUCUGUGGAUAGGACGCUGCCACAAAACCGCCUGCAGCUCUCAUUUACGCUGGUGCUCACAAAUAUCGCUUUCAAGUUUGUGGUCAAUCAAUGUUUACCAAAGAUCUCAUAUCUUACAUAUCUGGAUAAAUAUAUCAUAGCGUCUAUGCUUGUUCUAACCACGGUGUGCAUGUGGCACGCUUUUAUAUCAGUCCUCAAAAAUCACCCAUCAGCUGAUCAAAUCGACAUGGUGGCAGUCAUCACAUUUGCUUCUGCCUACUUUAUUUUUACAUUUGCAUAUGGACUCAGACUGUACGUAUAUGCUUGUAAACGUAGACGGGAGAUGACCAUUAAGGAAAAGGCAUACCUAGAGAGGAUGAAUCUGAUUGCAAACAAGCACCGAUUCGUAUUUAAAUCAAGAUCCCGAAAGUACGAGAGUACGCUUGAAAAUGGACGAGACAAUGAGGCCAAACGAGAGGAAAUGAAGAAGGAUCAGCUGAUACAAAGCUGUUCCAUUGAAUCUCCAUUCAGUAACCUAAAGAAAAGAACUAAUGUUCUGAUUGGAGGCAGUGGAUCGUCAGUGCCGAGGCAGGUCCAAGUAUGCGUAGUGUUUAUGAAGAUUGGAGAAAUAGACACGAUAGGGGAGCAAUUCUCCGCAGAUGUACUCAUUAAGGCAAAAUGGAGAGAACCAGACUUUGACUCGGGAAAGACAAAAGUUACGGAAGAUCUUGACUUGACUUCAUAUUGGAAUCCAAAACUUUUCAUAGAAAAUACGUUAACCGAGCCCCGGGAAAGUAUAUUCCACAUGGUUGUGUACAAUGACCGCGGCGAAGCCACCGUGCAUGAAAAGAGAAGAGUGAAAGGGCUUUUCAUAGAGAAUUUGGAGCUAAACGAAUUUCCAUUUGACGUUCAGGAUUUAACUAUAACUGUUGCCUCUGAAAAGUCAUUGACUGAAGUUGAACUAAUUGAAGACCCAUAUGACGCACACAGAGUUUACAAACAGUCUUUCGCUGACGAACAAGAAUGGAUGCUUUACAAACACAUCAUAAGCGAGAACCUAGAGGUUGCGCAUGAGCACUCCGACCCGAAUCUUCGACGAUCGGCUCUUGCUGUGAAAUGUCGAGCAGCCAGAAGAGCCAAGUACUUCAUAUGGAAUAUCUUUCUAGUCACAUUUGUGAUUUGCUGUUUGAGUUUUGCGACGUUUGCAGUGGAUCGUAGGCUACCCCAGAGUCGACUUGAUCUAGGAUUCACACUUGUACUAACGAACAUAGCAUUCAAGUUUGUGGUUACCCAAUGCCUUCCAAAGAUAUCAUAUCUAACAUAUCUGGACAAAUAUAUCAUCGCUUCAAUUCUUGUGUUGGUGACGGUCUGUAUCUGGCAUGCCUUUGUGAUAGUAAUCAAUGACCACCCCUCUGCAGAAUACAUUGACAAGGGCGCUGCAAUAAUCCUAGGGAUAUUCUAUUUUGCAUUUACUUUUACAUAUGGCCUUAAACUGUACUUGUUUGCUUAUCACAGAAAAAGAAAGAUGUUAUCUAAAGAGAUGGCCUAUUUGGAAAAGUUGAAGAGCCUUGGCGUCCAGGAAAACACCAAACUCAAAAGAAAAUCUAGACAAUACGAACUUGGCGAGACGAAUAUAUUCACAAAUGCUUCUAAUAUUUGGAAGAACCAGUUGAGUAGAAAGAAGAAAUGUGAAAUAAAGAAAGAAGAACCUCAAAUUCAGCAGGAUAUAGGAGCGGCAUGCGCAUCAAGGGUUUAAUAGUUGAAGGAAUAUAUUGACAGGAAGAUAAUAUGAACAAAUAUUUGGAUUGUGUCACAAGGCUGUGUUACUACAUUAUAGCACAUACUCCCAGACACAUAUUUUCGGAAUUAUUUGUGUGAAGCAUUAACAUAAUGACCUUAUUGCGAUUUACGUUUUGUCAAACGUAUAUGCAUCCCAUAAAAGUGAACAUCUUUGGGCCAAUGCAACCCAAAGUAGUUUUGAUGGCCUACAUUUACAGAGUCAAUCGACUGCAAUCAAGAAAACGGAUAUGGUGGGUUAGUCGUUACGUUUUUCUAAAAAACAUACAAAUAUCUGGGAAUAAUACAAACACUAGCGUCAUUUUGUUUACAAAAACUAGUGUUUAUUUAGGAGAAUACAUUUGCAUUCAUUACAUUCUACCAAAGAACAGUAAAUACAAUGUGAUUGGUCAAAACCUGAUCACAUAUGUCAUGAAAUAUCUGCCGGUAUUCAAUCGCCAUGCUAAUCAGAUAAGACAGUUGAAUAUCACAUCAUAUUCUACCGUGGUUCUACCAAAGUUAUAUAGUUUGGAAGAUACUUUGGCCCUAGGCCCUCGGCGACUCAUGAUUAGGUGAUCACCUAAGGCCGGUCAAAGUCAAUGUUCAUUGGCCAAAUUCAUCUCAAGGUCAAAUGUGAAUAUCUAGGUAGUUGACCUGUCAAGGCCUUUGGACAAGUUCAUUCCAAUUGAAGAAUAAGUCAAGGUCAAACGAUCAACAUCAUAUUGAUAUUAACUUUUAUAACAAUCUGUCAUGAGCUUGAGGUUUUACUUAUGACCGAUCAUAAGUCCGAAUAAUAUUUGUGUUUCAAAUAUUAAUUGUAU